GUAAUUGCCAGAAGAGAGAGAGAGAGAAACUCGUGCCGGUGAUGUUUAGCAUCUAGUCUCAGAAAAGCUGUGCUGGGGGAAAAGAAAGGGAAAAAAAAAGAAAACACUCCCCCCGCCUUUCAAUCUGAUGCCUCAAAGUUUGCUCUCUGAGCAGCUUAUUAACAAUGGGCUGAACUGAAAGGGUGAUUUGUCAAGGUGGGAAGCACUGACUUGCUCUAGCCAUUCACAAAGAGAGUUUCUGAGUGAGGAGGAACCCCUGUGAUUUCUUUUCAUCAUCCCUGUGCUCAUGUGAAGACUAUCCUGAUUUUUAAGAACGCAAGUUAAAUAAAAAAGAAAGAAAGGGGGGAGAAAAAGGACUCUGGCAGCAGCAAGGAAGCACUUCCCCAUCUCUGUCAAAAGUGUUUUAGACGAAUCCUGAAUUUAGCUGCUGCGCUGAAGCAGACUGUGAGGCUCGCAGGCUGUGGUGCUCAUCCAGCUUAUCUUGUGGACUAUUGGAUUGUGAACAGUAUUUCAAGAUUUUUCUCUUGCUCCAUCAUCUUUAAAGGUGGACAUUAUGCUAUCAACAGUCCAAGUUUUGAUAUGGUUCCCUGAUCUGGAAGUAUAACCUACUAUGAAUCAGAUGACACUUGGGAUUUUACAGGAGAGCAGCAUUAUUCUUAUACUUAACUUUCUGAAGGCCUACAGUACUACAAGGCUUAAGAUGAUUAUUGGAAUGCACUGACUGGAAACAUUAACCAUGAGUGAAAAGAAGAUUUCAUUUCAAAGUGCUGCAUCUCAAAGAUGGACAGUCCUGAAGAAUCAUGUCAACAUCACCCUGAAGAUCUGGUCUUAAACAAGAGCCUUGACAGAAUGGUAGACUGCAUCAGCAAAGUCAUGCUUCACACGGCUAUAUCAUGCUGGCAACCGUUCUUGGGACUGGCCCUUGUGGUGAUCUGCAUUGGCUCCGCCAUUGGAUGCCCUGCCCGCUGUGACUGCUCAGCACAGAGCAAGUCCGUCAUUUGCCAUCGGAAACGCCUCAUGGUGAUCCCUGAGGGUAUUCCCAUUGAGACCAAGAUCCUUGACCUCAGCAAGAACAAGCUGAAAAGUGUUAACCCGGAUGACUUUGCCUCUUACCCUCUUCUGGAGGAACUGGACCUCAGCGAUAACAUCAUUGGGAAUGUGGAGCCUGGGGCCUUCAACACCCUGUACAACAUGCGUUCCCUCAGUCUCAAGAGCAACCGGAUCAAGCUGAUCCCCCUGGGUGUCUUUACUGGAUUAUCUAAUUUAACUCUCUUGGAUAUCAGUGACAACAAAAUAGUUAUCUUGCUAGAUUACAUGUUUCAGCAUUUACAUAACCUGAAGUCUUUGGAAGUGGGCGACAAUGACCUGGUGUACAUUUCUCAUCGGGCCUUUAGUGGGCUACUCAGCUUGGAGCACCUGACCUUGGAGAGGUGUAACCUGACUGCUGUGCCCACAGAAGCUCUCUCACACCUAUACAACCUGGUCAGCCUCAGUCUGCGUUACCUCAGCAUCAACACUCUGCAUGCCUACUCUUUUAAGAAGCUAUUUCGUCUGAGGCACCUAGAGAUUGAUAAUUGGCCAAUGUUGGAUAUGUUCCCUGCAAACACCUUACACAGCCUGAAUCUCACCACACUGUCUGUUACUAACACCAACUUGUCUGAGGUUCCUUUUCUUGCCUUGAAGCACUUGUCGUAUCUCACACACCUCAACCUCUCUUACAACCGCAUCAGCAGUAUUGAGGCAGGCAUGUUUAUGGAUCUCAUCCAUCUGCAGGAGCUACACAUGGUUGGAGCCCAGUUAGUUACCAUUGAGCCUCAUGCCUUCCAAAAUUUGAGGUCCCUGAGAGUCCUGAAUGUUUCUCAUAACCGGCUGGACACCUUGGAAAGGAGUGUGUUCCAGGCACCUGAAAAUCUCGAGAUGCUCUGCUUGGACAACAACCCACUGGUGUGUGACUGCCGUCUCCUGUGGAUAUUGCAGAAGAGGCGUUCCCUCUCUUUUUGUGACACACAGCCUGAAUGCAUGACCCCAGAGGGCAUUCGAGGGACACCAUUCAGGGAUUUUCCGGAGACGCUUCUUUCAUACUAUGUAACAUGCACAAAGCCAAAAAUCCGUGAGAAUAAGACACAGCAGCUGUUCAUCAAUGAGGGACAGACAGCAAGAAUGUUUUGCAAUGCUGAAGGAGCACCUCGACCCUUUGUUUACUGGAUUACACCACGUAGGCGUCUGGUUACAAAUAAAUCUAAUGGGAGGGCAACAGUUCAUGACAAUGGCACACUAGAAAUAAAGGUUUCUGAGGUUCAGGAUAGUGGAACCUAUAUUUGUGUGGCCAGCAAUGCUGCUGGCAAUGACACAUAUUCUGCCUCAUUGGCAGUAAAAGGCCUUGCCAGUGACAGGUCGCUUUAUGCAAACAGGACCUCUCUGUAUUAUACAGAUACAAACAACACUUCUCCAAAUGGAACUAACGUGUACAACACGACAUUUGCCUUGGACCUAAAGACCAUUCUAGUGUCAACAGCAAUGGGCUGCUUUACGUUCCUUGGCGUGGUCUUGUUUUGCUUCCUGCUCCUUUUUGUGUGGAGCCGAGGGAAAGGCAAGCAUAAAAACAACAUUGACAUAGAGUAUAUACCCCGAAAAUCCAAUGGGGCAGUUGCAGAAGGGGCAGAGCAAAGUGGCCCCCGCCGAUUUAACAUGAAAAUGAUUUAGAGAGCAAUGUCUUUAUAUGAAAAUACUUGACACAUCUUGGAGAAUUCUAAAAGGGGUAGCCGGGUGAGAAUGGCGUUGUCUUCUACAGAAGAAAGGAGCAGUUAUGGACCUUCUGAAAUAGUAACAGUUGUAAUACAAAAAGGGUUGUGUUUGCUAUUGUACAGAGCUACGAGUAAGCCUGAUUACAGUAGUUUGGAUACUCACUAGUGGCUAAGUAACUAUCAGAGGACCUUAAAAAUAGGCAGUUUGUUGGAGUCUGUUAUCAGCAUUUCAGCAUUUUUUAUUGCCGACAGUUAAUCCUACAGUGGAGGAUUUAAUUAUAAAGACAGUUCAACCUAACAGAAAAUGUACAGUAAACUUUGUAUUUAAAGAACUAUUCCUAUUUGUUAAGUCUUGCAUCAUACUCACUGCAAAGAAGCAACAGUGAAAUGGAAUGUCUUUAGAUAUAUAUGACCUUUUAAAGCAAUAUGGAUGGGAUACUGCUUUAGAAGUUAUAAUCAAGGAUUCCCCUUGUUAAAUCAGAAAAAUUAGGCUUACUUUAUCCUCACAAUCUCAAACUGCAGCAAAUGGGAAAGGGCUUUAAUAAAUUUGCAGUAUAAUUUAUCCAGUAGGAAGAAAAUCCAUUUAAUUUUUUUUUCAUCAAAUUGGAAAACAAGGAAAUGUUAAGCAUUAUACUCUUGCUGCAAUUCAAAAAAGAAAAAAUGUUUUUGGUUAUCUGCUGAAGUAUCAAUUAGUGUAAGGGAGAUUUUAUAUCGGGUGUUAGUUCCUGGGUUUUUAAAAGUAAUGAAAUGGCAAUUAUUUUAAAGCUAAAUAAGAAUAUAGAGUAUAUACAUUUUAUCAUACUGCAAUUUACAUACUUGUUUUGAACUACCGUAUUAACCACUGUUUUUGUCCGUUCUUGUCUUUCUUUCUUCAUUCAGCUUCACCCUAAUCAGGUGAUAAUCUAUUGGUCUCAUUAAUUACGUCUCCAGUUUCUGCAGUGAGAUUACAAUCAUUUCCAGUUAGAAAUUUGGAAUUUGUUACACUCUGUGGUAGUUUCUCAUUUUUGUUGUUAAAUCAUUUAGAUUGUGAAAAAGUUCAAAGUAUGACAAAGAUGUAUGUGGAAUAAAGAAAAUCCAUUUGUAACAUGGAGUAUGUGUACAUCUAGAAUGCAUUGCAAGUAAAGCAACUAUCAACUUGA
This is a messenger RNA of Lepisosteus oculatus (spotted gar), 3883 nucleotides long. RefSeq names its product leucine rich repeat and Ig domain containing 2b (gene lingo2b). The record is from RefSeq and is a predicted model, not a curated record. Gene Ontology annotation, molecular function: protein binding. Lineage: Eukaryota; Metazoa; Chordata; Actinopteri; Semionotiformes; Lepisosteidae. Gene Ontology annotation, cellular component: extracellular matrix.